ACAUGUAACUCUAUGGAUUGCAUUUUUUAAUUAUUUUUAUUUUUCAUGACUUUUCUGUUUACUGGCUAUGAAUUUGUUUACUCCAACUGUUAUGUAGUCACACCUCAAACAUGCAGGAACAUGCAAUGAAUAAUAGAUCAGCAUUGCCUAAUAAAUAUCAUCAUACAAUAACUUCCUCUCCCUGGAACUCUUUAAAUAUCAGCUGCAUAGUCAUUCUACUGUCAGUCUUCUGUUUGUUUUGUGCAAAAUAAUUUUUCUGAUACAGUGAACAUGUCUUCCCAAAAGACACCUUAUCAAGGACCCGAUAGAGUGUUUGGUGAUUUUCGUUGCUCAAAGUGCAAUCGUACAUGGAGCAGUGGUAAUUCAUGGGCAAACAUGGGACAAAAGUGUUUGAAAUGUGACAUCAUGAUUUACCCCUACCAACAGCGUCCUCUUCUUAAAAAAGAAGAUUAUGACGAAGAUGAAGAAGACUACUUGUAUGAUUCUGGUGCUCCCCACCUCUCCCAUCUUUGUGAGAAAUGCAAGAAGCUUGGAUACAACUGUCGGGGAUCCAGAGCUUUUUAUUAACUUAACAUUAUAUGUGACAAAACUUUGUUUGUUGUAUUUGAGUAGCAAGAGCAAUAUAUAGCAGUAUAUAAUUUGUCUAUCCCUAUUGUGUAUUGUGGAUUGUGUAAUUCAUGAUUUUGCAAUGUCAUUGUGAUGUUAUGAGAUUUAUCAAGUAUAAGUAUACAAUGUAUA
Molecule: messenger RNA, 738 nt
Organism: Amphimedon queenslandica
Lineage: Eukaryota; Metazoa; Porifera; Demospongiae; Haplosclerida; Niphatidae
Product: zinc finger CCHC domain-containing protein 24-like
Exons: 3
Coding region: 271-567 (98 amino acids)
Source: RefSeq, a predicted model, not a curated record